UUGAAGAUGAUUCCUUAUCUCCAGAAGCAUUGGGCUUGAGCAUGGAAUUUCAGGAGCCAUUUUACAAAGACCUAGAGAUGGCUGAUACCUUAUCAGAUGAUGAGGAUGAUGAUUGGGGUGGGAGCUAUCACCACCCUGCCCUUGAAAAAGCCCGUAAGUCCAGAUUUGCCAGCAUGUCACCUUGUAGCCCGCAUGAUUCUUUAUAUCACAACACAGCCAGACAGUUGGGAAUUGAGGCAUUUGCUCCCUGCCUCCAUCCCAGCGACUUGUAUGUUUCCUGCAGAGCUCAUGACAAGGCACCUGAAAGUUGUGCUCUUCAUGAAGAAUCCAUAGGAGACAGGGAGUAUCCAUCUCUGCAGUUGAGCUACGAAGAACUCAAAGAGGAGAAUUCCAUGCUCAGGAGGAAGAUCAAAAGUAUCCAUAGCUUCUCAGAAAGUCAGACACGCAUGGUGAGAAACCUGGAGAGAAGACUGAGAGCCAGUGUGGUCAAAGAGGAGAAAGAGGCUCAGGGUUUAGAAUCCGUUGUCCAGCAGGCAGAACGGAAUCUGCUGGGGAUGACCCAGCGGGCCCUGAAGGCAGAAAGUAAGGCUGCAAAGCUGAAGCAGGAGGUGUCUCUUCUCCAGGUGGAGCUGGAGAGUUUCAAGACAGAGAAUGACAUGCUGCGUGCAGGCCAGUCUGCCAGCCUGGGGGCAGUGCAACAAAAUGUAGACGUUGCCUUGCAGAAUCUCCACCGGGUUAUAGCCAACGCACACUUGUCAAUCAAACAGCUGGUCUCGGGAACGGAAAUGCUGCAUUUUGUGGCUGACCUCCUGAAAUCCAUAGACAAGAUUUCCGAAGUCAAAAAGGAAGAUGAUGGAUGA
Messenger RNA from Chrysemys picta bellii (western painted turtle), 860 nucleotides. Its product is annotated as endosome-associated-trafficking regulator 1-like. Gene Ontology annotation, cellular component: early endosome; centrosome; recycling endosome. The record is from RefSeq and is a predicted model, not a curated record. Gene Ontology annotation, biological process: regulation of cytokinesis; positive regulation of cilium assembly; positive regulation of protein localization to cilium. NCBI's taxonomy places the organism in Eukaryota, Metazoa, Chordata, Testudines, Emydidae.